Molecule: messenger RNA, 1116 nt
Organism: Lathyrus sativus (Indian pea)
Lineage: Eukaryota; Viridiplantae; Streptophyta; Magnoliopsida; Fabales; Fabaceae
Source: the annotation of a GenBank genome assembly
AUGGCUGAUGGACCACAAUAUCCAUCAGUUGCUCAGAAGUUAGGUGGACAUUCUUAUUUGGUGUCCAGGCUAAGCUCUAACCCUAGCUACAGGAAUUAUUCUACAUCUGGUGGUUUUACCGAUGGAGGAGUGCAUGCUUCUGGUUUGGCGAUUGCGUCACCUUUGUCGAUGUUUACUGUGCCUUCUCCGGCAGAGAAAGGGCCGUCUGCGUUUCUAGUUGAUUUUCUGAUGGGAGGAGUGUCUGCUGCUGUCUCAAAGACAGCUGCUGCUCCUAUUGAACGGGUUAAAUUGCUUAUUCAAAACCAGGAUGAAAUGCUCAAGAGUGGUAGGUUGUCUGAGCCAUAUAAGGGAAUUGGUGAUUGUUUUGCCCGAACCAUGAAGGAUGAGGGUGUCAUUGCUCUGUGGAGAGGAAAUACUGCUAAUGUUAUCAGAUACUUCCCUACUCAGGCUCUGAACUUUGCUUUUAAGGAUUACUUCAAGAGGCUUUUCAAUUUUAAAAAAGACAGAGAUGGCUACUGGAAGUGGUUUGCUGGGAAUUUAGCAUCUGGUGGGGCUGCUGGGGCUUCCUCACUCGCAUUUGUCUAUUCUUUGGAUUAUGCCCGUACCCGAUUGGCAAAUGAUGCAAAGGCUGCUAAGAAGGGUGGUGGGAGGCAAUUCAAUGGAAUGUUUGAUGUUUACGCUAAAACUCUAAAGUCUGAUGGCAUUGCCGGCCUUUAUCGUGGAUUCAACAUCUCAUGUGUUGGAAUUAUAGUGUAUCGUGGUCUUUACUUUGGAAUGUAUGAUUCUCUGAAACCAGUUGUUUUGGUUGGUGACAUGCAGGAUAGUUUCUUUGCUAGUUUCUUUUUGGGAUGGGCAAUCACAAUUGGUGCUGGUCUAGCUUCUUAUCCCAUUGACACCGUGCGUAGAAGGAUGAUGAUGACCUCUGGAGAAGCUGUGAAGUAUAGGAGCUCUUUGCAUGCAUUCCAAACCAUUGUUGCAAAAGAGGGUACUAAAUCUCUUUUCAAAGGUGCCGGUGCAAACAUAUUACGUGCUGUUGCAGGUGCUGGUGUGCUUGCUGGUUAUGACAAGCUGCAGCUGGUUUUGUUUGGAAAGAAAUAUGGUUCUGGUGGCGGCUAA